This is a messenger RNA of Cladocopium goreaui, 3252 nucleotides long. Lineage: Eukaryota; Dinophyceae; Suessiales; Symbiodiniaceae. The record is from the annotation of a GenBank genome assembly.
AUGCAUGACGAAGGUGAGUCUCAACCUGUGCAUGAAGCCCCUGCUGACACUGCGGAGGCUGAACCCUUGGAUGAGGACCGUGUCAUUCCUUUCGAGGAUGAUUCUUCAGUGGCAAUUGAAGGUGUGGUCUACACCCUCCGCCAUCUCUCGAAGUAUGCGAUCUCCAUUGAACUCAUGUCAAAGCCCGGAGAUGAAGUUACAUUCUUGAAACGCACCCAUGAGCUGUUGGAAGAUGGCAGGAUGGUGAUUCGAUCAGCUGUGCAAACUCUCAAAUCCCUGAUGGUGCUGAAGCACCUGGGUGGCUACAUGGCAGCACACUCCGACCAGUGCAUGUCUUUGAAAUGGAAGGGUUUGCAUGCUGGUGUUUUCAAACAGUAUGAGAACGAGGAGCCGAUGGUGGAAAUUUUCAGCGAUGCUGAUUGGGCAGCAGACAGAGAAACAUGGUUGUCUGGCUUACUCAAGCUCCAGGAUUUAGUCAUGCAAAAACGUUUGCUGGUGAGAUCAUUGAUGGGAGCAUUGAAUCCUGCAGAUGUUGCCGCGAAGAGACUCAGCGCAGCAAGGCUCGAGUCGUUAUGCUACUUUUUGGGUAUUUGGAGAGGAAACAAUCUUGAAGGAGCAAAUGACCCAGGGAACAUCUUCAGACAUGUCACAAAUCAAAGACAACAGGGCUACAGCCAUGCACACAUCAACCUUUUGACUAGCGCCUUGAGCGUGCUGACCCAGCUUCAAGGCUGUUCCGGUGCCAUGGACGUGGUCACGCAUGGAGGAAACUUCAACGUUUUGUUCUUGAUCACAUGGCUGCUUGGAUUGGCUGGCUACAUCUACCUGGCCAUCCGCCCUGGGGAACCCUUUAAAGUUUUGAUUUUGUGCCUGCUGACACAGCUUCAAGCAACAGCGCUGGAGAUGACCCUUGAGGGCAUGGUACAUUGGCUGUACGACCGAUGUGAGAGAAGACUUGAGAAGGCAGUAAGGAGCCAGGAUCCUAUGAAAACAAACCAAUAUCUGGCUCGACAGGGCAUUUUGUCCGGCAUGUUGGCCCUUCUUGAAGUGGCCACAACUGAGACUCGAGAACAAGUUCAACGAGUCUUGGAGGAUAUCACUGACCUUUCAAGUGAUGAAGAUUCUCCCACAGUCAAUACAGGUGGACACCAGGUUGCCAUGAACUCGAGGCUUUCCACAACCAUUGCCACAGCUUUCGUGCAUGGGGUAGCAACAAUGAACUUGUGUGGUUGCGACAUGGUGGACUCGAAGUCUUCUGGAGGUGACAUGGUUUCUUUCACAACACUUGUGCUGACCUUGUGGACAAUGGGGCUUGGGGGAUACACGUUGUACUGGCUUCGCAGGCCAAUCAUGCCAGUGCAUUUUCCUCCAACAAUUCUUUCAGUCCAAGCAGAAACUGCAGAGCCCAAGGUGCACGAGGAUCUUCAAGUCGAAGGCAUGCUGUUAGUUGCCUUGAAAAGGAUCAAUGGAAGGCUGGAAAGAGCACAAAGGCUGAUAAGGCAGGCCUUCAAGGCCAUGACGAGCCUCCUUGAGUACGACACUUUCGAGGAGGUGACAAAACUGGUGGGGCAACUGGGUGGAGCGUUGCGGGAGAUCAAGCCGCAAAGCUCAGAUGAAAGCAUGCCGGAAGAAAACCAAUCACAGAGAGCACGGAGGUACACUCAGUGCGGACAGUCGGAAGCUUCAGACCCAGAUUACUGGGCAGAUGUCAAGUAUGGUCCGGCCGACGAGAGGAUGAGGGAUUUGGGUGAGGACAUUGGCAGAUCUGUACAGAAAUCCGCUUCGCGGUUGCUGUUGGCUGGGACCAAUGCAGCCGUCGAACUCACAGAUCAUGGAGCUCCGCUUGAGGUCCCGGCGCCCACCGCGACGCCGGCAGCAUGGAAUGGGAUGCCUAGCGAUCUGCGCCCGAUGAUGGCGCAGCCAUUGACCUGGCAGGGACCGCAGGGACCCGCGAGGUGGCCAGCAGUUGAGAACCUCUUGGCGCAGGGUGCGACCAGUGGUUCCGCCCCUAGCGCGCAGCAUCCUGAAACGCAGGAAGAGGGGGAGUCCCAAGUUCAGGACGGCCAACUCUCAACAGAGACAGGUGCCCAGUGCAUGUGGCAGUUCGAUGCUCAUGCUGUUUUCCCACCUGGCGCCUGCGUGUGGCCAGCAAUUCUCAUGACUAGCGAUGGCUGCCUCAGUGGUUUUCCUGUGGCUCAAAUGCCACAUUCAGAUGUGACAGCACAGCCGCCAAUUCAGCAGCCAGCGCUUAGGAGUGAUGUCAAGGAGACCAAACAGGUAGAGGCAUCUUCAGGUGCUCCGUCCUCCCCCAGAUCCCUUCGAACCUCGGCCAGCCGAAAGCAACGUCGCCGUUUGAAAGCUGCGAUGGCGGCCGAUGAGAAGAAACAUGUCGCUGACGAAGCGCAGCUGAAAGGCCCUGCUCUGCCGGGUCUUGUUGCAGGACCCUCUGCGUCUCAGGCGCAGCUUUCAUUGCCAGUAAGCCCUGGCCCCCUUGAGUCCAAGGAGCCGUCGGAGCCCAUCCAGCUGUGGCCUCCGACGCCCGAAUCCACACCUGCAUGUAGUCCCAGAGAAUGGCCGAGCAACGUCGCAAUGGCGCCACAGCCCUUCGCCUUCCCAGGAGUGUGGCAGAUAGAGAUGCCCAACGUGGCAGUGGAACAAAGCCUUCCUCUCUCUGAGUUGCAAGUAGAGGAAGUUCCAGAUGAAGAGUUGCAGGAAUGUGAGCGAAUGAUCUCGCAACUGGAAUCAUCUGCCAAGUCUGAGGUUCCCCACAGUGUCGUGAAGUCGUGGUCUGAAGGUCUUGGAGAUGCUACGGACUUCAACAUGGACCAUGUCUUGCACGGCUGGUGGCACACGAGUAGUCCAAAAAGCACUGGAAGUGGCGGAUACACCGCAGCGAUGCUUGACAGCAAUCAGCGAUGCGUACGACGUGCGACGUACGACAUGACCAUAGGUGUAGCCCUGGCCGAGCAACUGCAAGGGCAUGUGAAAGAAGCCUUUGUCUCGCCACAUGCCAACCAUGUGCUUCAGAAAUGUAUCGAGCUGAUUCCACCUGAGCGCCUUGGCUUUCUGCUUUCCGAGAUGCGCGGCCAUGCUGUGGUGGCUGCCCGGCACCGCUACGGAUGCCGAGUCCUUGAGCGGCUCUUAGAGCAUUGCCCCAGCGAACAGACGGCCCCAUUGAUUGAGGAGGCCGGACCGGGAUGGGCUGGUUUCAGCUGGUGGCGGAAGUCGCAUACCCAAAAAAAGUUGGGUUAA